Messenger RNA from Betta splendens (Siamese fighting fish), 2573 nucleotides. RefSeq names its product immunoglobulin-like domain containing receptor 2 (gene ildr2b). Gene Ontology annotation, cellular component: membrane. Gene Ontology annotation, biological process: pancreas development. NCBI's taxonomy places the organism in Eukaryota, Metazoa, Chordata, Actinopteri, Anabantiformes, Osphronemidae. The record is from RefSeq and is a predicted model, not a curated record. The transcript has 10 exons. Bases 204 to 2105 code for a protein of 633 amino acids.
AGUCCGCAGAGUAGUAUUUGUUACGUUUCGGAAAAGCGGAAGCGCCUCUGUCGUGCGCGGCGCAGACGGUGGCGCAGCAGCGAUGCGGCCUCACCUCUGAGUGGAGUGGUACAGUCCCGUUAGGCGCAGUCUGCGCCGUGUGUGCAGCCGCAGCAGUUGUCGCACGGCGAGAUGAGCAACAUGCGGACAAACUGCGCUCCUCUAUGAAAACGGACACUAUAAUGAACGUGCACCAGUUGGUUGUUUUACUGGCAGUUUCAGUGUGUGUGUGCCAUGGCGUGAACGUCAUCGUGCGGGAGAAGCAGCGCUUCGCCAUGCUCUUCCAGUCCGUGGUGCUGCCAUGCCAGUACCAGACGGCCUCCACCCAGACCCCGGUGGUGCAGUGGUGGUACCGGUCCUACUGCCGGGACCGCACCAGGGACUCCUUCUCCCUGCCGGAGCGGCUGGGCGCCCAGGCCUCGGUGCUGGGAGCCGGGUCCCACCUGGAGUGCUCCGACAGCAGCCGCACCGUUCGCGUGGUGGCGUCGGCGCAGGGAGCCUCCGUGACGCUGGCCGAGUUCUACAAAGGCAGAGACAUCAGCAUCGUGAACAAGGCGGACCUGAGGAUCGGCGAGCUGCAGUGGGGCGACAGCGGCGUGUACUUCUGUAAAAUCAUCAUAUCCGAUGACGUGGAGGGGAAGGACGAGGGCCACAUGGAGCUGCUGGUGCUCGGCAGGACAGGUGCGAAGGACGAUCUCCUACCUGAGUUUGAUGUGGAGAUUAUGCCAGAGUGGGCCUUUGUGGCGUCCGUCGUCCUCGGGAGCAUCUUGUUCCUGUUGCUGAUGGGGAUCUGUUGGUGCCAGUGCUGUCCUCACUCCUGCUGCUGCUACGUCAGCUGCUGCUGCUGUCCUGACACCUGCUGCUGCCCGCGACACUUGUAUGAGGCGGGGAAGAUGGCGAAGAGCGGCCGGUCCACUCAGGUGCCCGUGUUCCCCUACUUCAUCCCGGCUGUGCCCACGGUCUCGACCCUGGUCCCUCUCGCCCCGUCGGAGGCAAAGAUGGCGUCUGUCCCAUCAGUCGAGAACAACUUGGGUGGAGUGCGCAGUGGGUAUCGACUGAAACCCAGUCCAGACCGGGACUCAAUGAAAGUUUUGUACUACAUAGAGAAGGAGCUGGCUCAGGUUCCCUCUGCUAAGAUGGCCGCACUGCAACCCAGCAGCCUGUCGGAGCUGAGCUCUCUGCACGAGGGGGCGAACGCAGACUUCAGACACACCUACCAGACGGUGCAGAUGAAGGCGCUGCCCCCCAUCACGGACCUCGACGACCGCUGUGUGGCGAGAGCGGCCAGGCCGGCGCCGAGUCGGCGGCUCAGACGGGACCGAGGACACCUCUCAGACGAUGAACUGGACAGAAGGUGGAACCCGCCCUCGGAGCACCUGCCGAGGAGGACGCUGGGCCGGAGGGGACGCACCGGCUCGCUGGACGAGCUGGAGGAGUUCGCCCGGUCGUACGGCGGCCGGCGCCCCGGGCCUCCGGACCGGGCGUACGAGCGGGACCACAGCCCCCCCCGGCGCCUCCCCAGAGACGAGGGCGACGGCUGGGCUCCUCGCCGCAGCCCCUCGCCCUCGCCGCAGAAGAGGAGGGACACGUGGGACAGCGACCGUCCCUGCCGGCCGCCCCCGAGCAGAGGCUACGACGACGCCUUCCUCAGCAGCGUGCUGGAGAGCAAGCUGAGGGGGCGGGGGGGCGACCGGGGCGGCGACCGGGGGGGCGACCGGGGCGGCUGGAGGCCGGACGAGGACAGCGACACCCCCUCCAAAGGCAGCUCCAGGGGACAGGCCAGCGAUAGCUACUACAGCCGGUCUCCUAGCAACCGUCCAGAGGAAGACGACCCCCUGCCUCCCUACUCGGAGCAGGAGGCGGAGCAGCACCGCCGGCCCAGACCGUCCGCGGACCGGUACCACACCGCCGAGCCGCCCAGACCGGACCGAUACAGGACCACCGGGCCUUUCUCGUACACCCGCCCCCCCCCGGCCAAGUCCCACACGCUGCAGGGCGGCAGGGAGGACAGAGACAGGAGCCGAAACCUGAGCACUGCACUGAGCAGGGACUCUCUCAUAGUGUGACAAGGCUUCCCAGCCUCCACCUGCACGGCCCCGGCAGCCUGUCGGUGUUAAACCAGGGAGAGGGCGUCUCAGUGAAAUAACCCCACCGGCAACGAGCUGCAUGUGCAGGCGUUUGUGAUGCUUUACACCAGGAUAUGUGUGUGUGUGUGUGUGUGUGUGUGUGUGUGUGUGUGUGUGUGUGUGUGUGUGUGUGUGUGUGUGUGUCGUCUGAUGAUGGUAUGAAUGUCGUUAUGUGUGUCUGGAUUUACACCAGUGCCAACAUGUGUGUGUGUGUUUAUUAUUCGCUGCCAGGUCCAUUCAUUGUUUUCCCACAUUCUUCAUACUCACAUGACAACUCAGGUUCACGGUGUAUUUAUGUGUUUGUCUGUUUUGUCUGUAUCGUGCUGUAUGCAAGUACUGUAUCUUGAAUUUGUUCUGUAGGUUUCUAUUGCACUGCUUAAAUACUUUGGAAUAAAAAGUUAUAAACUC